This is a messenger RNA of Ochotona princeps (American pika), 2297 nucleotides long. It is a transcript of the gene SIX5, whose product is annotated as SIX homeobox 5. Lineage: Eukaryota; Metazoa; Chordata; Mammalia; Lagomorpha; Ochotonidae. The transcript is spliced from 3 exons. Gene Ontology annotation, molecular function: DNA-binding transcription factor activity, RNA polymerase II-specific; RNA polymerase II cis-regulatory region sequence-specific DNA binding. The coding region runs from base 66 to 2297 and encodes 743 amino acids. Gene Ontology annotation, cellular component: transcription regulator complex; nucleus. Gene Ontology annotation, biological process: regulation of transcription by RNA polymerase II. The record is from RefSeq and is a predicted model, not a curated record.
AGGGGGGCUGGGGGAAGCCCAAGGGAGGAGGAGAAGGAGGGAGGAACUUCCCAAAGUUGCAAAACAUGGCUACCUUGCCCGGGGAGCCGAGCGCGGGGCCGGCGGCCGGGGGGGAGGCGGUGGCGGCGGCGGCGGCCGAAGAAGAGGAGGAGGAGGAGGCGCGCCAGCUCCUGCAAACGCUGCAGGCGGCUGAGGGUGAGGCGGCUGCGGCGGCCGGGGCCGGGGCGGGCGACGCGGCGGCGGCGGGAGCGGAGGGCCCAGGAUCCCCGGGCGUCCUCGGGUCGCCCCCGGAGGCCACCGCCGAGCCGCCCACGGGCCUCCGCUUCUCGCCCGAGCAGGUAGCGUGCGUGUGUGAAGCACUGCUUCAGGCGGGCCACGCCGGCCGCUUGAGCCGCUUCCUGGGCGCACUGCCCCCAGCCGAGCGCCUACGUGGCAGCGACCCGGUGCUGCGCGCGCGGGCCCUGGUGGCCUUCCAGCGGGGCGAGUACGCCGAGCUCUACCGACUGCUCGAGAGCCGCCCCUUCCCGGCUGCCCACCACGCCUUCCUGCAGGACCUCUACCUGCGUGCGCGCUAUCACGAGGCCGAGCGGGCCCGAGGCCGCGCACUGGGCGCGGUGGACAAAUACCGGCUGCGCAAGAAGUUCCCGCUGCCCAAGACCAUCUGGGACGGCGAGGAGACUGUCUACUGCUUCAAGGAGCGCUCCCGCGCCGCGCUCAAGGCCUGCUACCGCGGCAACCGCUACCCCACGCCCGACGAGAAACGCCGCCUGGCCACGCUCACCGGCCUCUCACUCACGCAGGUCAGCAACUGGUUCAAGAACCGGCGACAGCGUGACCGCACUGGGAGCAGCAGCGGUGCGCCCUGCAAGAGCGAGUCAGAUGGGAACGCCACUACUGAGGACGAGUCCAGCCGCAGUCCGGAGGCCCAGGAGAGAGGCGUGGCCCCGGGGCCCGCAGAAGCGCCCCCUGCCCAGGGCUCCAUCUUCCUGCCUGGGGCUGCACCUCCCGCCCCGUGCGCCACCGCUUCCUCCAUCCUGGUGAACGGGAGCCUACUGGCCGCCGCUGCUGGCAGCUCCCCGGCCGUCCUCCUUAAUGGCAGCCCUGUCAUCAUCAACAGCCUGGCUCUGGCCGAAGCCUCCAGCCUGGGCUCCCUGCUGCUCGCAGGGGGCAGCGCCGCCCCUCCUCCUCUUCCUCCACCGCCGCCCCCGGCGCAGCUCAGUCCCCAGGGAACCAGCGAAGCCAAGGCAGCUCUAAUCCUGGACCCUCAGACUGGUGAGGUGCGGCUGGAAGAAGCCCAGCCUGAGGCCCCAGAGACCAAAGGGGCCCAAGUGGCUGGGUCUGGGCCAGCAGGAGAAGACAUGGCCGGACCCCUGCCCCAAGUGGUGCCCGGACCCCCACCAGCUGCUGCCUUCCCUCUGCCCCCAGGACCAGUGCCUGCGGUGGCUGCCCCACAAGUGGUGCCCCUGUCCCCACCCCCUGGGUACCCCACUUCCCCGCUCUUGAACCUGCCCCAGGUGGUACCCUCACCCCAGGCUGUGGGGUCCCUGCAGCUGUUGGCAGCAGGGCCCAGCAGCCCUGUGAAGGUGGCGGCUGCCACAGGGCCCACCAAUGUGCACCUGCUCAACUCUGGGGUAGGCAUGACGGCCCUGCAGCUGCCUUCAGCCACCGCCCCAGGGAACUUGCUCCUGGCCAACCCCGUCUCCGGCAGCCCCAUCGUGACAGGGGUGGCCGUACAGCAGGGCAAGAUCAUCCUCACCGCCACCUUCCCCACCAGCAUGCUGGUCUCCCAGGUCCUGCCGCCUGGCCCUGGCCUGGCCCUGCCGCUGAAACCAGAGGCGGCCAUCUCUGUGCCAGAGGGUGCCCUCCCGGUGGCCCCCAGCCCCGCCCUCCCUGAGGCACACACCCUCAGCAUCAGCUCUGCACAGCAGCCAGUGCCCCCAGCAGCUGCUGCAGCCGCUGCCUCAGCCACUGGCCUGCCCUUCUCCCCGGGGCCGUCCAGCCUGGUGCCUGGCUUCCCUGCGGCCCCGGCUGAGGGGCUGAUGCUGUCCCCAGCGGCCGUGCCUGUGUGGCCAGCGGGGCUGGAACUGAACUCGGGAGCUGACGGGCUGCUGGAUGGGGAGAAGGGGCUGGGCUCACAGGCCCCCCAUGCUGUGUUGAGGCUGCCGGACCCCGACUCCGAGGGCUUACUCCUGGGAGCCGCGGCAGAGGGUGAGGUGGACGAGGGGCUGGAGGCUGCCGAGGCCAAGGUUCUGACCCAGCUGCAGUCUGUGCCAGUGGAGGAGCCCUUGGAACUGUGA